Molecule: messenger RNA, 2417 nt
Organism: Pocillopora damicornis (cauliflower coral)
Lineage: Eukaryota; Metazoa; Cnidaria; Anthozoa; Scleractinia; Pocilloporidae
Product: tRNA-splicing endonuclease subunit Sen15
Biological process (GO): tRNA splicing, via endonucleolytic cleavage and ligation
Molecular function (GO): nucleic acid binding
Source: RefSeq, a predicted model, not a curated record
UCCGCCAUCUUGGAACAUGGGAUCACUUGUACCUAGUUCUACGCGGUUAGCCUUAUACGCCUGGCAGAAAUUGUCUUAAUGGCGUCCACAAGCACGGUUCAGCACAAAGUUACGAGGGAAAAUUGGUUGGAAGCGCAUCCAAAAUUCAAAGAAAUACAAUCGUAUGGAUUUUAUAACGAAAAGAUACCGCUAGCAAGAGCUGCUAUCGGUGUGUACAUGGACUUAUGUGAAAGCAAGCACUGGUUUAAGGUUUGCAUUCAUCCUUGCGAGUCUUUGAAGUUAGUGUACAUAACUGGAAAGCGGACCAAGAAAUCCCAGUUUGAUGUUGUAGUUCCGCUUACGAUAGAUACAACAUUAACAACAGAGGAAAUUCAUGAUAUUAUUCAGGAAGUUAAUCUGUGCGAAGAAGAAACUGAGGAAGGGGCAGAUGCAUGUCGUAGUCGCGUGAGCUCCAAAGUAACAAUGGCUUUCUAUGAGGCUGAUUCCACCAUUGUCUAUUACGACUUUUCUCAAGGACUUGUUCCACCGGAUCCACCAACUGAAGAAGAGGAAGUGAAACCGAAACGUAAAAGAACAAGACCGAAGAAAGGCAAGAAAACAUCUUCAUGAAAUCGCAUAAAAACAAGGAGCAGUUCGUUCGAUAGCGAACAUAGAAAUAUGUUCUCCACAACGCUUCGGUACUAGCGCUCUUGAAAACCAUUAAUACUCUAUUAAGCUUCUCAGGAGCUGAUAUUGUAAAGAGAAAUUACUCAUUGGUCACUUCCAGGGAUGAAUAUAGAAGCUGAUCAGUGCUCUAAAAGCAGUAUUCCUUUUUAAUUCAUAGGAAUAGAGGAUUGAAUUUGACACAAUCUUCGCUACACCUUAGACCAAAAAGCUCUGUUUUUUCUCCUUUUCCUCUCAACAAUUGGUGUCCUUUUCUUGCCUUUUUAACAGUAAGUUCUGCUAAAGUUGUGAUCUUAAGAUUUUGUUUUGCAAAAAUACUUGGCUGUAAGAAGCACCCCAAUUUCAGUACUAACUCUCCAACCAAAGACAGAAUUUUCUCAAAAAAACGGUGCGCCUUAUAACCAAGAAACUAUGGUAAUGACCCUUUCACUCCUGGAAGUGAUUAAUGUGGGAUUGAGUUAUUUCUCUCUACAAUAUCAACACAAUAUCAAGCAGGUGUGGGCAGUCAGAGGAAUAAGAAGGAGAACCAAGGUACACCUGUUCAAGACUUUAGUCCUACCGGUCCUGAUAUGUGGUUGUGAAACAAGGAAGAUCACAAAGGCCAAUGAAAGAAAACUGAACAGUUUCCAAUGCCAAUGCUUAAGAUGGAUACUGAGGAUUAGAUGGCAGCAAAGAAUGAAAAACAAUAGAAUGGUAGAAAUAAAUGAAAUUAGCUGUGAGGUGCAAAGAAGAAGGUGGAGCUGGUCAGGACACAUACUCAGGAGAGAGGGUGUGAACAACUGUUUUAUGGCAUUGGGGUGGACAGCAGAAGGUCGAAAGGUGAGAGAGAGACCAAAGACCACUUGGAGAGGGACUUUCGCAAGAGAGAGAGGCAAGGCAGGGUGGAAGAGCUGAGAUGUGGCCAAGGUGGCAACAGGCAACAAGGGGGGUUGGGUGGACAAUGUGAUGGCCUUAUGCACCUACUGGCACACCAAGCAAUGAUUAUUAUGAUGAUCAUGAUCAAGCAGACUGUUGAUGAGAUUGAAGAAAAAUAUGAAAAAGGGAUUAGCAUUUGAUUCUUAAGUCUCAGAAUUUACCAAAGGAAAAAUUUAUGGCAGAUAACAAGGAUAAUUCCUUUUGAGAUUGAGGGAGCACAGGCAACCCAAGCUUGAUACAUUUGUAAGGGGAUUUAGAUUAUGCCAUAUCUUUACCUGUAUUGGAAUAAAAGUUGCUUGACAAACAUGUUGUGUCAUUCUGUUGAUUUGUGACUCCUGUGUGUAAUUUAGAGAGGUAUUAAUGGAAAGUACUCACUCCUUCUAUUUAAGUGUAGUGAGUACUUUCAGUUAAUAUCUCGCUAUAGAACACACAGGAGUCACAAAUCAACAAAUGACACAACAGGUAAGUCAAGCAAUUUUUAUGCAACACAUAUUCAGUUUUAUUUUUGGCUCAUGAAAAUUAAUAUUUCCAAUCAUCCAGACUCUCAGUUAUCCAGACCAUUUAACCCAGUCCCCAUAAGUCUAGAUAGUCCAGGUUCAACUGUAACUUGAAAGCUUUUUAGCAUUCUGUUACAGAUCCUACAUGUUCUGAUUGGUGACCACACUUCCUAACAACUUUCCAGUAUAAUUCAUACAGUAAAUGGUGCAUUUUCUUCCUCAUGAAAAUCAUUACAAAAAAGACCACAUGGCUGCCCUUAUGUCUGUGUCUUAAUGAAAUUGAGGCAGACUAAUACAUUUUCCCAGAUUGAUACUGGCCAGAGUAGCCUGAUGCUUGAAGUG